Molecule: messenger RNA, 1278 nt
Organism: Plasmodium inui San Antonio 1
Lineage: Eukaryota; Apicomplexa; Aconoidasida; Haemosporida; Plasmodiidae
Exons: 1
Coding region: 1-1278 (425 amino acids)
Biological process (GO): microtubule anchoring
Cellular component (GO): cytoskeleton
Molecular function (GO): microtubule binding
Source: RefSeq, a predicted model, not a curated record
AUGGAAAUCAUUGCAGAGAAACCCAAAGUGAAAUUUAAUUUCGCGUCUGAGGACUACAAAAACUGUGACAGUUCUGAUUACUCAGAGUGUGUGGAAGACUAUGGCAGACCAAAUGGGAAGGACUAUUUUUAUGCUAAUAGAAUUUUGUCUUUGGACAGAAACAGUGAACAGAGAAGGAAGGAAUCUCCCAGUAAGCGACCAGGGUUAUGUGUAGAUGAAAUUUGCACUUGCGGCUUUCACAAAUGUCCCAAAAUAGUAAAACCAUUACCAUUCGAUGGGGAAAGCAACUAUAGGAGUGAAUUUGGUCCAAAGCCGCUGCCGGAACUACCGCCUAGGCAAGAAGCCAAGUUGACGAGGUCACUGCCAUUUGAAGGGGAAAGCAAUUACCGAAGCGAAUUUGGACCUAAGCCUCUACCUGAACUACCUCCCAAAGUUGAACAGAAGCCUCCCAAAUCGUUGCCAUUCGAGGGAGAAAGCAACUAUAGGAGUGAAUUUGGACCUAAGCCUCUACCUGAACUUCCCCCACGGGUAGAACAGAAGGCUCCCAAAUCGUUGCCAUUCGAGGGGGAAAGCAAUUAUCGAAGCGAGUUUGGGCCCAAAGCGCUGCCGGAACUACCUCCAAGAGUUGAACAAAAGCCUCCAAAAUCGCUUCCUUUCGAAGGGGAAAGCAAUUACCGAAGCGAAUUUGGACCUAAACCUCUACCCCCCUUGCCACCCAGGGUAGUAACAAAAUUGGUGAAGUCGCUUCCAUUUGAGGGGGAGAGCAACUACCGAAGCGAAUUUGGACCGAAACCGCUUCCUGAGCUUCCUCCAAGAGUUGAACAGAAGCCACCCAAAUCGCUUCCUUUCGAAGGAGAGAGCAAUUAUAGAAGCGAGUUUGGACCUAAGCCCCUACCUGAACUUCCCCCACGGGUAGUAACAAAAUUGGUGAAGUCUCUUCCCUUCGAGGGCGAAAGCAACUACCGGAGUCAGUUUGGACCUAAGCCUCUACCUGAAAUUCCCCCACGCGUUGAACAGAAGCCACCAAAAUCCCUUCCUUUCGAAGGGGAGAGCAAUUAUCGAAGCGAGUUCGGACCGAAACCGCUUCCGGAACUACCGCCUAGACAGGAAGCGAAGUUGACAAGGUCGUUACCAUUUGAAGGGGAAAGUAGCUACAGAAGUGAAUACGUACGGAAGGCUAUUCCUAUCUGCCCAGUUAAUCUGUUGCCGAAAUAUCCAGCCCCGACCUAUCCGUCUGAGCAUGUCUUUUGGGACUCCACGUGCAAAAGGUGGUAUUAG